CGCAUGUUCAUUGCUGGGAGCUCGUUUCCUGCUCCGUGAGUAAUAUCGUGUCCUACCGAGAGUUAAAUGCGGAUUUGAUUCAGCGCGAUGUGCGUUUAUGACCCCUUCCGCCUUUGCAUGCUUAAGGGUGACCCUCCCACUAACACAGUAGACUGAAGAUCUGUGGCAUGGAUGUUCACUCUUAUUUGCGGGAAUUUUCAUUUUCUCAGAAGAAUCAAGGAACAGAAAGAAGAAUUCUGUGUGAAACUUGAUAUGGAGUGACUGAUGUAGGAACUUCUUCCUAAAUGGAAAAUCAAAUCUCCACACUGCCUUGAGUGGGUGCAGAGUGAAGGGUCAGUCGAAGUCUAAUCCCCCACAAGGGCUGGUAUUUGUCAGUUGCUUGUUUUCUGGGAAACCACAAGGGGGCAGCAGUAAGAAAGCGAGCUUCUGGCCCCCACGCGCUUGAGUACGCGUGUGGCUGUAGGGGCGGUGGCUUUCAUGUGGGUCCUGGGAGAUGAGCAAGGAAGCACAGAGUAACUCAGACCCUGAUAGCCAAAGGGGGGACAGAAAUAAAGAUGGAGCAGGGGAGGUGGAGACCUGGAGCAAAGGGACAAAAGGUCUAGUAUUAUCAGAUGGAGCGGAGAGGCCUUUGGCCAGUGCUGUGGAUGGAGAUGCUGUGGGGAAAGGUGAGGAGAGGGUGGGUUCAGAGAUGGAGGCCCAGGACAAGAUGGAUGAGCCUCCCGGUGACUGGCUGGAGCCUUUGGAGGAGGAUGACGACGAUGACGACGGCAUUGGGGACAACCGGCAGAGCUGGCAGCUGGGUCUGCUUCCGGGGGCUGCGUGUCACAACGGCAAAGGGGAUGUGGAAGUGGGCAGCUUGGCCGGGGAGAGCGAGCGUAGUGGGAGUCUGGCUGACAGCGAGCGCAACUUCAUGAGGAAGCGCAGGAGCAACGGCAACAGGUCCAGGCACAGGAGGAAGAAGAGCAUUGUCGACGACGAAUGGGAGGACUGGCCCAUACUGGGACGGGGCUGGAAGCGCAAGGAGGUCUUUCGCCGGUCGGGCUUCACCGUCGGCAGGACCGACACUUAUUACAUGAGCCCCAGCGGCGACCGCCUGCGCAGCAAGAUCGAGAUGAUCCGACACCUGGCCGGGGCCAUGGACCUGUCCUCCUUCGACUUCAAAUCGGGGCUGUUCCUGGACAGGGUUGUUAAAUGUGUCAGGAAACGGGGGCGUCCGAAAAAGGACCGAUCGCCGUCGACUGGUGGUGGUAAUUCUUCCGAGCGCAGUGUCUCCUCUGAGCGGGGGGGCCAUCCGGACCAUUCCUACACCUCCGACAUGCCCCUUGCCCUCCCGAGAGCCGCUCCUGGGUCCCCCCUGCCCCUGAGCAGGUCCCAGCAGGAGAGCGCUGCUUCCUUGCCAACCCGCCGCCCUGCUGGAAUCCUACCCGUUGGCUUCCGCAUCUGCCCUGUCGUUUGGUCGGAACCGGAUCCCUCACUGGCCCCCCUUAGUCUGCCCUCCACCCCCGAGGGUGAUGGCGAGCUGAGUUCCGGGUCGCCAUCGUCCUCUGUGGGGCCCGGUCUGUUCGCAGAUGUGCCUGGGAACACAGCUAGUAGCUGCUCCCGAUGCGGUGACCUGCUCACCGGGGGGGACGGGCCCCCACUGCAGCCAGGGACGUGCCAUAAGUGCAGGUCUGAGAAGAAGCCAGUUGACAGUAGAAGCAUCAUCUUCAGGAAGUGGCUGCCCUGUGGUCAGUGCCGUGCUUGCCUGGUCACAGAGGAUUGUGGGAACUGUGCCAACUGCAGAAACGGGCUUCUUUACCCCGAUUUUCGGAAACCGAUCCGGUGCCGGCACCGGAAGUGCUUGUGCCCCAUUCGCAAGAGUCUGGAGGCCCCCAUGGUGGAUGACUACACCGGGGCUUCAGCAAGCAGGCAAACAGUCAGUGAGUACACUGGAUCGGAAGAGUUCUUCCUUUUGGAUGAUGAUGAUGACUUGGAGGGCGGACCAAAGAGGCGCAGCCGGAGGGCCUGCGGCAUGUGCAGUGCCUGCCUGCACACCAGCGACUGCGGCACCUGCGACUUCUGCAUAGACAAGCCCAAAUUCGGAGGCAGCAAUAAGAAGAGGCAGAAGUGCCGGCUGAGGCAGUGCCAGAGGCAGGCCAUGAGACACCUGCUGCCCUUUCAGAUGGACGGGUUGGAGUUCCCUCCCGCAGAGGGCUGGUCAGAAGCAGGCAGGCCGAGACCGUCCUACAAAUACCCAGCCUGCAGCAGCAGCAUGCGGAAGAGCUCGGUGUUUAUGGAUGAGCCAUGGGGCACCGACGAGGAGGAGGACAGUAACGAGGCGUUCAGGCUGGAGCGUUACGGGCUGGAGACAAUGGAUGGUGACAGUGUCACUUCCCUGUUGUAUCAGGUCAACCCCACCAACGGCCAGAAGGAGGGAAGUGUCAGUUUCUGCCAGCUGCCCAUCCAGACUGAUGGUGGAGCGAAAAGCAGCAGGUCUGAAGGAAGGACUGAGAAUGGCCUUACUGACAAGCUGCCUGAUGGCGGCUACUCGCCCGCCGCCCUCCCUUUGAGAACCGCUGCUGGGCCGCCGGCGCUGUGCACGGUACCUGUGCGGAUGCCUGAGGGGCAGGUUGCCAGGGGGAGCGCGGGGCCCGAUGAAGGUGCCGGCCUCCAGGAGGUCGUCAGUCCCGUGAACGCCCUGGAGCUCACGCCCAAGGUGAGAUCAUGCAGACAGGCCACUGAUGGGCUUCCUGAAUCCCUGGCUCCAUGCCCAUUGGCUCUAACACCCCUGCAGAUCACGCAGAUAUUCAGCCUGGCGGGCCCCAUCCAGCCAGGGCCUGAAUGCCUGUCUCCGGACCGUGAGCUGCGGCAGCUGCUGGCGAAGCUGCACGAAUCCGUGCUGCCCAUCCACUGGGUGGCGCUGAUGACCGAGGGCCCGCAGCUGCAGCUGGUGCAGUGCUCCAAGCUGUCGGCCAUGGCGGACACGGUACUGCACAUCGAACUCGGCCUCGGUUACCAGCUCAGCGUGCAGGGCCAGCCGCUGCUGCCCACCCACCCCGUGUACGACGGCCGGCCGGCCCGCAUGGCAUCUGUGGCCGACGUAGUGUCCCUUCUCCUGGACCUGGAGGAACUGGCAGUGUGUCUGGGCUUUCCACUGUCCGGCAUGCUGCCCUGCCCUGGGCCAUCGCCCUGUGAGCGGGCAGCCACUUGCGACUUCCUGGUGCCGCAGAACACUGAGCGCUGCAGGAAGUGUGCUGCAGUAGCGCCAGUGCAGUAAGGAGACUGCAGGAAACGCAGCCUGUCCUUCUCACUGUCACCACCACCCUAUCCCAUGCGUUCCCUGUAGCCUCAGGGUCUUAAAUGCCCAAGCGUCUGCAUGCAUACUCAUGCCGACUCAGGUUUGAGCCAAACUAGACACUGAUGUCAGUUUAAAUCCAUUUGACCCCUAAUUCCUUUAUUCUGUGUUAAGGGUCUUUGUACUUACGUUUGUACUUAUAAGAUGGUAGAAAGAGGGGAUAUUUUAUAUUUUAAUAAAAUUUGCCCUUUAAAAAUCAAAAUUAAUACUUCUGAUUUUAUCACUGAUUUUACAAUAUUGAAUUCAGCGGAUAAUUGUAUUAUAACUGUCCUGCUCUAAAAAGUGACCCAUCUAUUUUAGCUUUGCUUUAUUUGCUUUCUGUGUAUGUUGGUUUCUACUACGGCUUCGUUAUUUGCACAGAGGUACCCAUAAUUCCCUGCUCCCAGGACCUCCCUUCUCUGCUGGUAAACACAGGAUCUGAGUGGGGGUUUCCAAGCAGCCCGUAAAUCCCCAUCAAGCAGGGCAACUGCGUCACUCAUCUCUACAGGCACAUGGGCUUGCCUAACUAAGACCAUAACAGAUUAACUAAAGCAGUUAAUAUCAAUGCCUCAACAGAGAGCAGCAUAAAGAACUCAUAUUCUGGUCCUUUUGCCAAAAAGGCAAGACGGUGAGGUUUAUAGACUUUAGGCAGAGAACUGGAUUCAACCUGGUUAUUGGGAGACUUCGUAAUGAAGUGUUCUUACAAAUGCCUUAAACCAGUAUAAACACCAAGAGGUUUUUGUCCUUGAGUUUUAGGAUGCACAAACUGCUUUUAGGACAUUAGCCUUGGCGGACGUAGUUGUGAGAUUAAACAAUUUCUCUCCUAUCAAUUUAAUUUUUUCAGUAUGUAAAUCUUGUAAUUAGUGUGAAUACACUAUGUGUAAUGAAUUAGAUGUUAAGGCUGCCUAUAGCCAGAUAGUUCGUGAAACAGUUUAAACAAACAAAGGUAAUAUUCCAGUGACACUGUUACUGGUUUUAUUUUAGUUAAGUCUCAGGUAACUUGAACCUAGCUUGUGUGACUCUCAGAUUCAGGGUGAAAUUAGCACUUCCAUAAUUAGAUCUCAUAAAAGAUGUCUUUGUCCUUGCCCUUUAGGGAAGUCUCAGGUCCAGAUGCUAGUAAGGAUCCUACUGAAAGUUCGCAAUUCAGUACCUUUCCAGUGGUCCCCCUUGUUUGUAAUCUAAAUAGUUUAACCAUAGCCAGUUAACACCCAAGUGCUUUUAAUUACAACAUUUUUGAAGAUGGCACCGUUGAGAGGGGGUGGCAGGGGUAUGUUUAUCCAGGCCCUGGACUGGAGGGAGCCUGGUCAGGGGGCUAAAGGUGAUAUUUUGUGCGGGAGCUCAAAAUUACUUGCUGCGUCCUUGAAUGCACGUGACCCCCCCUGUAAUUCACCAUGCCACCAACAGAGCAAAUUAGGUGGAUUCUCCACACAUGGGUUCAGUCGAAACAUGUUUUGUGUAACUAAAAAUUAAUAUCAGUCUAUUUAGAUGGUAAACACGGCGUGUCUAGCACUGCGGUGUCGAGGCGUGAGACACGAUUUGUUCCUAUUUUCUAGGAAAAUUUUCGUUUUUCUGAGAUGACUCGUGUGCGCCCUAAGGGAGACGCUGUAGAGAGUGGAACAUGGCUUUAAACAGAUAAGUAGAUGCACUUUAUUGGUCCCAAGCGGGAAAUUCUGGAUGAUGCAACUGGAUGUGAACACGCAUUUGUCCUUUUUACUAGAUGCGUGGUUGUAAAAAACAAGCGUACAAGAAAUAAGGAAAAAUAUACAUGUACCUUAAAUAUACGGUAAAGACUUACCUGAACGGUCAGUGCCGGAUGAAGAAAGUUAUUUUUGUACAAGUGUUUUAAGUGAGCGAGAUUUGUCGGCCCGCCCCCCAAAAAAGGAGAAAAUCGAUGUGUGCGAGCCGAUCAGCUUGUUUUAUUGUAUGAUUGUGUGUGUAUGUGUGGUUGUAUGGGCCGAUUUUUAACCCCAGUCCAGUUCUUUUGCUUUGUCAUUGCAAUGAUUCAUUAUGGUUGCGUAUAGGUUUGCGUUAAUGUGACGCCAUAUGCAUUAUGUGUAAGAAAUAUAUGCUAUAAUUUGACUUGCACGUUUUUUGGAUUUAUUAAUCUUAACACAAUUUCAUUUCACAUAAAAAGACAAACUUUCCCCGGAUCUCCGCGACAGAAAUAUAGGCCUAUCCAAUACAUAGUCGAAUGUAUUUUUCAGGAUGUUUUCUCCCGUACAUCUUAAAGAACUGUUUGUGACUGCUGAUGUCGAUCAUUUAAGCAUAGUAUAGCUUUUCGCAACAUUUCAGUUAUUUGUGGUUUGGAAAGGUUUUCGAGAUUCAUGCGUCUGUGUGAAUGCUAACCUAAAUGUUUGCCUCUUUCCGCAAUGCAUGCUUUCCUUCCCUUUUAAAAAUCUCUUGCCCGAGUGUGUGCUUUAAAGUUCUAGUUUAAUGAGUGUAUCGUAAAAGAAAUCAAUAGCGUGUUAUUUUGGGCCUGUAAAAUGUUUAUUCAAAUAAAGCUAUUUUUGCUACA
Messenger RNA from Brienomyrus brachyistius, 5828 nucleotides. RefSeq names its product methyl-CpG binding domain protein 1b (gene mbd1b). Bases 494 to 3256 code for a protein of 920 amino acids. NCBI's taxonomy places the organism in Eukaryota, Metazoa, Chordata, Actinopteri, Osteoglossiformes, Mormyridae. The transcript is spliced from 15 exons. Gene Ontology annotation, molecular function: DNA binding; zinc ion binding. The record is from RefSeq and is a predicted model, not a curated record.